UUUAUAGAUCCUAAAAUUUUAAAUAUCUUUCAUGCCAUGUUUGUUUCAGUACAACAAGAUAUCGCAUCGUUCGCAAUUAUUUAUAGAUCCUAAAAUUUUAACUAUAUUUGAGGCCAUGUUUGUUUCAGUACAACCUAAUCUUUAAUUUCUUUCAAACUUCUCUCGUGUUCCAAAGAGAUAAAAUAUGUACAAGUUUUUAAGUCUAAUCAUAAGUUUUCAAACACAAAAGGUUUCAUAAAAAUCGGUAAAGUAGUUUUUGCGUGAUGCUCGAACAAACAAACAAACAAACAAACAGACGGACAAACCUUCGGAUACAGUUUUAUAAUAGUAUAGAUGUCACCCCCUCUGACAGUGACGAACGACGCCGGGCAAGAUGGCGACGGCGCGGCCGGCGGUCUGAAGAGCGCGCUGCUCCGGCACGUGUCUGUCCUGCGCUGGCUGCCCUCGUACUCGCGGCUGGACGCCUUGGGCGACCUGGUGGCCGGCGUCACCCUGGGACUCACCAUGAUGCCGCAGAGCAUCGCCUACGCCUCGCUCGCCGGUCUCUCCGCCGAGUAUGGCCUGUACUCGUCCUUCAUGGGCGGCCUGGUGUACAUGGUGUUCGGCACCAUCAAGGAAGUGUCCAUCGGGAUCACGUCUCUGAUGGCGCUGGUCACCUUCGAGUACACGCACGAUCUUCCCAUGGAGUUCGUGUUCUUGCUGACCUUCCUGUGCGGAUGUGUGCAGCUGCUCAUGGGCCUGCUGAACCUGGGCAUCCUGGUGGACUUCAUCUCGGUGCCGGUGACGUCGGGCUUCACGACGGCCACCUCGCUCAUCAUCAUCGCCGCCCAGCUGAAGGGUCUGCUGGGGCUGCAGGGCCUCAAGGCCAGCAACUUCGUGGACAACUUGCUGAAGGUGGGCGCCCGCCUGGGCGAGACGCGCCUCUGGGACGCUGUGCUGGGAGGCGCCUGCAUCGCAGUGCUGCUCGCCAUCAGGAAAAUGAAAGACCUGCACAUCGGCCCUAAAGACAUCAGUUGUCAAACAAGAACAAUGCAGAUACUGAAUAAGUGCAUUUGGUUUUUUACGAUUUCACGAAAUGCAACUGUGGUGCUGAUUUGUUCAGUUAUUGCUUUCAAACUGUCGUCCAAUGGGAUCACCCCGUUCCUGUUGUCAGGCAGGAUCCAGUCCGGGCUGCCGCCCCUGGGGCCACCCAGCUUCUCGGCCCGCAGCGGCAACUCCACCUACUCCUUCGUGCAGAUGUGCGAGCAGCUGGGCUCGGGCAUCGCGGUGGUGCCCCUCGUCAGCGUGCUGGCCAACGUCGCGAUCGCCAAGGCCUUCUCGGCCGGCAAGUCCCUGGACGCCACGCAGGAGAUGCUGGCCUUAGGGCUGUGCAACGUGUUCGGCUCGUUCGUGCAGUCGACGCCCACCACGGGCGCCUUCACCCGCAGCGCCGUCAGCCACGCCAGCGGUGUCCGCACGCCCUUGGCCGGACUCUACUCUGCCACGCUGAUCCUGCUGGCGCUCAGCUACCUCACACCGUACUUCUACUACAUCCCGCGGGCGACUUUGUCUGCAGUCCUCAUCUCCGCCGUCGUCUUCAUGGUGGAGUACGACGUCAUGGUGCGGCUGUGGAGCAAGAGCAAGCGGGAUCUGUUCGCGCUGCUGCUGACCUUGGGCACAUGCCUGCUCUUCGGCGUGGAGGUGGGGCUGCUGGUCGGGGCGCUGUUCAACGCCUCGCAGCUGCUCUACUUCUGGGCGCGACCCGCUGUAGACGUGCGGAUCUGCAAGGGACGGCGCGGCGGGGAGUACGUGCUGGUGACUCCCGACAUCGGGCUGCUGUACCCGGCCAUGGACUACCUCAGGACCGAGCUGGGCAAGGUGGCCUCGCGAGACGCCAAGGGCAUACUGCCCGUCGUCGUCAACUGCGCCUACUUCAAGGGCGCCGACUACACGACCGCCCAGGGCAUCAAGCUGCUGCUGAAGGACUUCCAGUGCUACCGACAGCCCCUGGUGUUCAUGGGCGCGCGCCGCGAGCUGCUGGACUACCUGCAGGGCUGCGGGCUGGCCGGCUUCCAGCACGCCGGCUCGGAGGAGGAGCUGCCCGGGACGCUGCAGGGCUCGCGCCAGGAGACGGGCAAGCUGAUGACCUUGGACGGUGACAGCCUGGAGACCAGGGUGCUGCUGGGAGGAGAGACCGCCCCGGGGCCCAACCCCGGCAGAUGUUGACCUCGUGACCAAGAGACGGGCAAACAAAUUACACUGGAUGGUGACAGCCUAUAGACCAGGUUGCUGCCGGAUACCCAACACCAGCAGAUGUUGACCUCGUGACCGCUGCAUAGUCUGACGUGACAACUUCCCAGAAGAGUGACUGUCCGGCCGCAGAACAAAAAUCUAAAACUGGAGCUCCCUUGCUUAUCACUAUCGCCUGUGCUUUUCUGCAAAAUACUCUUAGCACAAAUUAGAAAAUGUAACAUUUCGCAGAAACAAGGUCAUAUUUCAUCUUUUCUCUAUUCUAAGCUGGUUGCUUCUGCAUUGAUAUGACAUUAAGAUACAGCGAUUCUUGAGUUCGCAAUCGUCACGCUUUAAAAAUGAUUCCAGCCAAUUAUGUAAAUUAGCUGUUGCUGAAGUCAGUUGGAUUCUGCUUGGCCAUAAAAAUUUUUUCGCGAACUUUCAACAUCCCCAUUUUCCGUGAACUGGACCCGCCUUAGUCACUAAAAUGCCUUGCACAUGUCAGGAACAUGGUGGAAAAUUAUUUGGCAACCAGCACUCUGUAACAAAAGUGCAGGCAGUGACAAAACCAAAGUAGUUCAUCUCCAUCACGGAGAAGCCAAUCAGAUGCAAGACUACCUCUGCAGUCCUAUGUGCAGCCAAUGAAUGACUUAACAGGCCCUAGGCUUGCCUCGAAGGAUCCAUCACGCCUCCAGUCUCUGGGAAGACACUUCGUACAGUGCCGUCAACAAGUCUGCAGUCUUCGCCAAGAAUCUCGUGGUUCUUCUUCUUCUUGACUGCUGGCGACCGACGAUCUAGGAAGUGAUGGAUGUACAUGCCCGAUCCCAAUGUGACUGAUUUCAACUACGAAGGAAUGAUAAUGCAAUUAUAUAUAUUUUUCCAAAUUCGUAGUAUUUUAAAUCCUAAUUUCCAUAAUCCACUUACUUAUACUGUUAGUUGGUAUUCUUCGAAUAUUUGAUGCAGUGUGAUGUGAAACUUAAAACUGUGGAAAUAAUCCAUAAAUUGUUUUCAAGAUUAUUUUUUGACAUACAGUAUUUUGUUUUUAUUCUAUUAGUUUACAAAAAUCAAAAUUCCGUUCCAUUAAAAGUGGCAUACUAUUUUACAUAACAUGCAAAACAUAUUGUUCAAACAUACUUAACGUCUUUAUGUUACCUACUUGCAAAUACAUAUUUUUGGAG
Molecule: messenger RNA, 3386 nt
Organism: Bacillus rossius redtenbacheri
Lineage: Eukaryota; Metazoa; Arthropoda; Insecta; Phasmatodea; Bacillidae
Product: sodium-independent sulfate anion transporter-like
Exons: 12
Coding region: 334-2205 (623 amino acids)
Biological process (GO): transmembrane transport
Cellular component (GO): plasma membrane
Molecular function (GO): sulfate transmembrane transporter activity
Source: RefSeq, a predicted model, not a curated record